This is a messenger RNA of Lampris incognitus (smalleye Pacific opah), 4985 nucleotides long. RefSeq names its product glutamate receptor, ionotropic, delta 2 (Grid2) interacting protein, b (gene grid2ipb). Bases 50 to 4573 code for a protein of 1507 amino acids. Lineage: Eukaryota; Metazoa; Chordata; Actinopteri; Lampriformes; Lampridae. The transcript is spliced from 25 exons. Gene Ontology annotation, molecular function: protein binding. The record is from RefSeq and is a predicted model, not a curated record.
CCAGAGCAAGCGGGGCUCGCGGUAUCCCCCCAAAGAUUUCUUUCUCAACAUGCCGAUGUCCAAUCAGGGAUGGCCUGAGGAGUUUGGCUUCCAGCUGGGAGGAAGUGGCCCCAGCUACAUCCUGUCUGUAGAGGAGGGGAGCAGCGCUCACCUUGCCGGGCUGCAGCCUGGGGACCAGGUGCUGGAGCUGGAGGGUCAGAAUGUGUCCACGCUGGCGCCCCAGGCCGUCGUCGCCAUCGCCCAGGCCCAGAAGAACAUCCCGCCCAGUAUCGGGGUGGUGUCACGCGUACAGCAGAUGGACAUCACACCGGGUCCAGAUGGUCGUUUCGGCUUCACCAUCGUGGGAGACUGCCCCCUCCUGGUGGAGGACUGUUCUCCGUGUUCUCCGGCCGGCCGUGGAGGCCUGCGGGCCGGGGACUACGUGAUGGAGGUCAACGGGAUUCCCGUCCGGCAGCACGAGACAGCCGCGACAUUGAUCAAGGCGUCUCAGGGGAGGACGCUGCGUCUGGGGGUGCUGUGCCUGGGGUCGAGACAGAAGCGCAGCAGCAGCAUCGAAGACAGCCAGCUGGGAGGAGACGGGCUGAGGCUGGACCGCAAACACAAGGCUCUGGAGUUCAACAGGAAGAUUGAACAGAUUCUGGGGGACGAGCCUGAGGUGAAGGAGAGGCUCUUCGCCGUACUGAAGCAUUACGCAGCAGUGAAGAAAGUCGACUGGCUGGCCUCCGUCCUGCCCGAUAUCCUCACCACCGAUGAGCAGCGACAACUCCUCUCCAGCAUCAGGAUCUUCAUUCCCAAGAAGCACCGGCAACGCUUUGAUGAGGCCGUAUCCCAGAACCUGAUCAACCGGAUCUGCCGCAGUAAGAGCAUCAGCGAGCCGCAGGGCCGCCGCAGCCGCAGCCGCAGCGAGGACAACCCCGAGCGACACCACGGAUCCAAACGGGCCAGCUCUGUCCCCAGAGACGGAGGCCAGCCGGGCGGGAGAGCGGACGGGGACAGAGACCGAGGCCCCAGGAAGUCCAUCUCUGGAGCACCGGGCCAUCCAGCAACAGGACCCAAUCAGAGAACCGUCCGGGUCUACAGGGGCAAGAAGAGUUUUGGCUUCACCCUGAGGGGUCACGCUCCCGUCAGCAUCGACUCCGUCAUACCAGGAAGGGUGUCUGAGUCACCAGUGAGAAGGCGGGACUGUGGGACCGUCGGGGCUUCAGCGGAGCCUGGUGGACGGUGGCUGUAUGCUGCGGGCUGUCAGGAGCUGCUCAGAGAUGUUUUGUUCAGGAGCUGCUCCCAUGAGAAGGUGGUGUCCAUGCUGCAGGGCAGUGGGGCCAUGCCCACCCUGGUGGUGGAGGACGGUCCGGUUGAAUACUCGCUGUCGGACCAAACCGACCCGGAGGACCCGCCGGGCCUGGCUCCCACCUCCGCCCCGCGCUCCAGGUCCCCGGCCCUCAGCUCUCUGCAGUGGGUGGCGGAGAUCCUCCCCCCCAGCAUCAAGGUCCACGGCCGCACCUUCAGCCAGCAGCUGGACCACCUGCUGACCGUGCAGGAGAGAUACACCGUCUGCAAGGCCUUGGAGACCUUCUUCCAGCACAGGAACGUGGACACCCUGAUAGUGGAUGUGUUUCCGGUGCUGGACACACCAGCUAAGCAGCUGAUCUGGCAGUUCAUCUACCAGCUGCUGACCUAUGACGAGCAGGAGCACUGCAGGAGCAAAAUCUCGCGUUUCCUGGGCUUCAAGACCAGCGCAGCGUUGGAGCCUGAGCCUGGUGGGGAGCACCAUCGGAGGAGCAGCUCAAUGCGCGUGACGGGCAGCUCUUACCGAAACAACGUCCGAGAGAGGAGUUCUGACGACUGCAUCAUUGGAACACAUCUGGGAAUGGGAAUUCAUGUCGAUGCAAACGGGAGCCCUGAGGAGAGGCAGUGUGGAGACGGGACCUCUUUCCCAGAGUCCCCCGACCUCAAACACAUGUCAGGUGUGUACACGGAGCUGGAGAACAUGUACGCAGGGAAGAGUGGGUCUCCACUGCAGAGCGUCUCCUCACCGGGCCCCGAGGGCCGGGGACAGACUGAGGCCUUUGGCCGCUCUCUUUCCCCCCUCACACUGCCCCCCAUGACAGGUACUCUGGAGCUGAUGCACGCACGCACACACACACACACACACACACACACAAAAGCCCAUGCACAUCAUGAGUUACACUCCACUCGGUAUAAGAUGUACCAUAAAUACUGUAAAUGUCCUCAACAUCUGCUGCUGAAGGGAAACCGCAAGUCAGGCCUGUCUCUGUCCUGGAAGGAGCCCCUGCCCACCCCCGUUUAUGAGAUCUACCACCAGGGCAGCCUCGACUCGAACCCCUAUGUGAGCCUGGAGAGCCCCCCUGCCUCCCCCCAGCCCUCGGACAGCGCCCUCAGCCCCCUCAACCGCCGCAAGAAGCUGUUCACCUUCUCCCGGCCGCCACGGAGCCGUGACACCGACAAAUUCCUGGACGCGCUGAGCGAACAGCUGGGCCACCGCGUCACCCUGGUGGACGACUUCGUCCCCGGAGAGAACGACUACGAGGAGAUGAGUUUUCAGGAUGACCAGGAGCUGCAGUUCAUUCCCUGUCAGCUCAGUAGCGGGAGCAGUGAAGACCAUAGCAGCAGCGAUGACACCACCUCCCUCUCCUAUUCCUCUGGCUCUGAGCCCAUCCCCCCUCCCCCCACCGAGAGCCCGCCACCUCCCCCACCCUUCCAGACCCCCAUACCCCCUCCAUUCGAGUUCACCGACGCCCACCCACCAGUGCGCUUCUCCCCGCAGCACAUGCCCCGCGCCCGUACAGGUUUCCAGCCCCACCACCCCAUCAUCCCUCCACCACCACCACCGCCGCGGGUGCUCUUGUCCAGCCGGCCUCCCCUCCACAAGGUGUUCUCCACCGCAGAGGAGGCAGAACGAGGACACCAACGCUUCCAGGCUUCCUCCGGACGGCUGUCCCACUCCCCCUCCAAGCCCCUGAUGUCCCGCCGCUCUCCAAAGCCCUCACGUCCCCCUCACCUCCCCCGACAAGUCAGCCAACCACAGCCUGUCCACCAGCCAUCCCCGCUGCCCUCCCCCCAGCUGCUCAGAUCCAGCCAGCUGGUCCUGCAGAGACACCACCAACUCCACCACCAACACAGCUACCAGGGCCCCUUGCCCCCCUCCCUCCAGGACCAGACCCCCGCACACACUCAAACCCAGACCCAAACUCACCCACCUCCCUCACUCCUCCCCCAGACUCAGAGUGCUCACUCCACUCUCUCCACCCACGCCAAGACCUAUGAGACCACUCGUGUCGAGCUUCAGUCACAGAAGGUGCCUCCACCACCUCCUCCACCUUUGCCCCCACCAUGUGAACCACCGCCGUUGCCCAAGUCGAGCCUGCAUGCGUCAGACACCAACCACAUGAGUGUGAAGCGGCUCCGCUGGGAGCAGGUGGAGAACUCGGAGGGAACCAUCUGGGGGCAGCUUGGAGAGGACUCGGACUAUGACAAGCUCAGUGACAUGGUGAAGUACCUGGACCUAGAGCUGCACUUUGGGACUCAGCGCAGAUCCAUUUCUCCUCCAGAGCCGGCCUUUCUGCCCGAGAGCUUUAAAAAGAAAGACGUGGUGGAGAUCCUCUCACAUAAGAAGGCCUACAACGCCUCCAUCCUGAUCGCCCACCUGAAGCUCUCUGCGGGGGAGCUGCGGCAGGUCCUGAUGAACAUGACCAUAGGCAGGUUGGAGCCGGCUCACAUCAAGCAGCUGCUGCUGUACGCGCCCGACGACGAGGAGGUGAAACAGUACGAACAGUUUGACCAGGAUCCGGCCAAACUCAGUGAACCUGACCAGUUCAUCUUCCAGAUGCUGAUGGUGCCCGAGUACAAGACUCGGCUGCGGAGCCUCCAUUUCAGGACCACGCUGCAGGAGAGGAUGGAGGAGAUGAAGGUCGCCUACGAGUACAUCUACAAAGCCUCCGCAGAACUGAAGAGCAGCAAGAAACUGGCCAAGAUCCUGGAGUUUGUGUUGGCGAUGGGGAAUUACCUGAACAACGGACAGCCCAAAAGCAACAGGACAACUAGUUUUAAGAUCAACUUCCUAACUGAGCUGAGCACAACCAAAACCGUCGACGGAAAAUCCACCUUUCUUCACAUUCUGGCGAAAUCUCUUUGCCAACAUUUCCCCGAGCUGCUCAGUAUUGCCGGAGACCUCACGACGGUGCCUCUGGCAGCCAAAGUGAACCAGAGGGUGAUCACGGCGGAGCUGAGUGACCUUCAUUCCACCAUCCAGGACAUCAGGACCGCCUGUCUCAAGAUCCCUGCUACAUCAGAGGACCACUUCACCUCUGUCAUGAGCAGUUUCCUGGAGAACAGCCACCCUGCGGUCCAGUCGCUGGACUCACUCCAGACCAGAGCCAUGGAGGAGUUCUCCAAGGUGGCCCUCUACUUCGGAGAAGACAGCAAGGCCACCAGCACAGAGGCUUUCUUUGGCAUCUUUGCAGAGUUCAUCUCCAAGUUUGAGAGGGCGCUCAGUGAGACGCAGGCCACAGAAAAUCCCAGAAGCCCCAGACUGCCCUCUCCUCUGGCCUGGUAGAACAAAGAACACAUGGCUGGCUGUCUGGCCAAACCAAGAGGCUGACUGCUUCAAUCUUUCACUCCGCUCUCUUCAACCAAAGUGCCAAGAUCACAAGCAGACACUGGAACCACCGGGGAUGAAGACCAGACCAUCUGUAAAAGUCAUGAUAAAAGGGGAGAGUUUAGGUACAGAUAACUACAUAAUGAGGAUACACUUUGAAUGCCCGGUGCGACACAGUGCUUCUCUUUCAGGUGCUGGUUAGAGCAGUUUUUCCCGUUACUUCUGUGUCUUUAGCAUCAGCGGCACAGGGACCAUCAGCGUCAACAUACACACAAACUGGUUUCCUGCAGUGCAUCUGGUUGCUGUACAUCAUGAAUAUUUCAGACGGUGCACACGAUGAAAGGUCAGAAUAUCAAUCACUAUGUUUAUU